AUGGCUAGUAACGCUGCAAGGGUUGUCGCUACAGCGAAGGAUUUUGACAAAGUUGGGUUAGGGAUCAUCGGAUACUAUCUUCAGUUAUAUGCGGUGGAAUUGAUACUGAGUGAAGAAGAUCGGUCGCAAGAGAUGACCGCACUAGCGACAGAACUUCUUGAUACUAUUGAAGCGUUUAAGAAGGAGAUUGGCGGCGAGAGUGAAGCAGAAGACAGUGACAAAAGCUUACACGUUAUGAACACGCUAAUACAUGAUCAAGAAAAAGCCAAAAUUUAUAUGCUAAAUUUUACAAUGUCGUUGUAUAACGAGAAACUGAAACAGCUAAAAGAUGGUCCCUGGGAUGUUAUGUUAAAAAGAUCACUUUGGUGUUGUAUUGAUUUAUUUUCAUGCAUUUUACACCUGUGGAAGGAAAAUAUAAGUGAAACGAGUACAAAUUCAUUACAAAAACGAAUUAAGUAUUGCAAAAUUUAUUUGAGUAAAUUGGCAAAGGGUGAAAUUGGUUCCAGCGACGAGAAAACGUUAGAUUAUGCAGAUUUUGCGGAUGAUAGCGAGGAGAUUAAGGAUGAAGAUGUUGAUCACCAGACAAGCGAUUUGGAAAACAAUAAUAAUGAUAAAGUCGAAGGCCUAGCCCCAAAAGACCAAACAACAUCAUACGAGCCUGUGGAUGAGGUACCUGAAUUUAUUGAUGAUGCCGAUAGCGUAAACGAAGAAGAACAGACCGUCGACAAGAACGAAGAUGCAAUAACAAAAGACGAACAACAAGUUGUGAAGAAAGAAGUGGAUCUUACGCGCCCUUCUGCACCAUCAGAACCUGCUGCAGCAGAGCAUAAAUCGUAUACAAAGGAUGAGUUGACAAAAAUUAUGGACAGGGCCAGUAAAAUAGAGCAAAUUCAAAAACUUGCCAAAUACGCCAUAAGCGCAUUGAAUUAUGAAGACCUGCCCACCGCCAAAGAUGAGUUAACUAAGGCGUUGGAUCUGUUAAAUUCUAUUUGA
Saccharomyces cerevisiae S288C is the source of this 993-nucleotide messenger RNA. It is a transcript of the gene VTA1, whose product is annotated as Vta1p. The coding region runs from base 1 to 993 and encodes 330 amino acids. NCBI's taxonomy places the organism in Eukaryota, Fungi, Ascomycota, Saccharomycetes, Saccharomycetales, Saccharomycetaceae. Gene Ontology annotation, cellular component: cytoplasm; endosome membrane. The transcript has a single exon. The record is from RefSeq and is marked reviewed. Gene Ontology annotation, biological process: late endosome to vacuole transport via multivesicular body sorting pathway.